AGCUGCUGAGCUGGAGUCCCUCCAGGGGAGAGCAAAGGGGAGUACAGAUCCUCCAGCUAGGAGUGAGUGAGAAGCCAUCAACACAUGAACUAGGAGAGGCUUCUCAAGAAGAUUCCACUUGUUCAAAAAUUUUUAUUUUUAUUUUUUGGUUGAGAGGCUAGGUGUCUGCUAUUUUUAAAUUCUUAUUUUAUUUAAAGGGAAACCAGUGACUUGAAAAUGAGACUAAAUAUCGCCAUCUUCUUUGGGGCUCUCUUUGGUGCUUUGGGGGUUUUACUCUUUUUGGUGGCUUUUGGAUCAGAUUAUUGGCUACUUGCGACUGAAGUGGGAAAGUGUUCAGGUGAACAGAAUAUAGAGAAUGUCACUUUCCACCAUGAAGGCUUCUUCUGGAGGUGUUGGUUUAAUGGGAUCGUGGAAGGGAAUGAUUCCAAUAUCUGGAAGUUCUGGUACACCAACCAGCCACCGUCCAAGAACUGCACGCACGCCUACCUGUCGCCAUAUCCCUUCAUGAGAGGCGAGCACAAUUCUACCUCCUAUGACUCUGCAGUUAUUUACCGUGGUUUCUGGGCAGUCCUGAUGCUUCUGGGGGUAGUUGCUGUGGUGACCGCGAGCUUUUUGAUCAUCUGUGCAGCCCCCUUCGCCAGCCAUUUCCUCUACAAAGCCGGUGGAGGCUCAUAUAUUGCUGCAGGCAUCCUGUUUUCUCUGGUGGUGAUGCUGUAUGUCAUCUGGGUCCAGGCGGUGGCUGACAUGGAAAGCUACAAAAACAUGAAAAUGAGAGACUGCGUGGAUUUCACCCCUUCUGUUCUGUACGGCUGGUCAUUUUUCCUGGCCCCAGCGGGGAUAUUUUUUUCUUUGCUAGCUGGGUUACUAUUUCUAGUUGUUGGCCGGCAUAUUCAGAUACAUCACUAAUCCAACUGUUGCCACCAGUGCUUUCUCGGGGGAUUUUAAAACGGAGCGUAUAUUCUUUCGUUUUGUUUUAGUCAUCCCAGGGUCAAAUUAGUUAAUCUAACUUUUUAGCUGAUAUUUGAAUUAACCAUUUUACUUGCAAUUUCCUCUAAUAAGGUCCUAGACACUCUCCAGACACCAACAUGCUUCCAUCUUUUCUAAGUGCUAUCAAGAACCUAGUUCUCUAGGGAGCAGGUAACAGGGGCCUCUGUUUCAUUGUACUUGGUGGAGUUCAUGUAGGUUGCAAAGGCCUGGUGAUCGCAUAAUACCAUCACCUGGGGCCAAUCAAGAUUUGGUUUAAAGCCUCCUUGGCGUUCACUUCUGUUGCUCUU
Ceratotherium simum simum (southern white rhinoceros) is the source of this 1274-nucleotide messenger RNA. RefSeq names its product transmembrane protein 182 (gene TMEM182). Lineage: Eukaryota; Metazoa; Chordata; Mammalia; Perissodactyla; Rhinocerotidae. The record is from RefSeq and is a predicted model, not a curated record. Gene Ontology annotation, cellular component: membrane.